AUCGCGUGCCUGCUCGCACUUGUGUGUGUGUGUGUGUGUAAGAUUCGAAAUUCAAAAAGCAAGCAUCGGCACAAGCAAUGUGUGUAUAGAACUAUGUCAAGCAAUAACAGUACAAAUAGAAAGCAAUAUAAUGAUAGAAAAAUACAGCACACAUCGCGCAUUACGCCCAAAAUAAGAGAAUAUCUGGCUGAGAUGGCCAACGAGCGGGAAUUGGAGCUGCAACGCUUCAUGGCAUUAUCAUCGACAUCACCCGCCAGCAGCAGCAUCAGCGUCGGCGCGCACAGUAGCAGCGGCGGCGGCGGCGGCGCCUGCGCCGGCAGCGGCAGCGGCAGCAUGGGGGUUGCAACAGCUGCCUGCGCAGCUGCCAUGGCCUGCAUUAGAAAGCAAAAGAAACGCGCGAUGCCGGCGGCUGAGCACGUUAAGCAGAUACCCAUUGUCAUGGAGACGGGACGCACUGCGUCCGCGUCUGUUGAGGAUCUGCGCACGCCCACCAAAGGCACCCAAACGCCGACGCCGCAGAUGCAGACGCGCAAAACCCAAACACCGGAAUCGGCGCUCAAAUCGCACAAACGCCUCGAAUGGGAUCCCGCCGCCGAUGUGGGCUAUCGCUGUCAGCGCGCCGCCUCCGCCAGUAACAUAAGCACGCUGGAACGCUCCGUGCUGGAGGCGGCCAUGCAGCCGGCCGCGCAACGUGCAACGGUCCAGCGCUCCAAUCACUCUGAAUCCGAUUUGAAUCGUUUGCAGGCGGCGGAGCAGCUGCCGCAGCCGGCGCCGGCGCCGCCGCUGGCGUCCAGCACCUUUGUCAACUCCAGCCGCAGGUCCAGCCAGCCCACGCCGACGCCGACGCCGGUGCCCAGCCAGAGUUCACGUCGCGAAUCCUGCGCCACGUCCGCGGUGAGCAGCUUCGAUUAUCAUCACAAUUCGCGGCCAUCCACCGGGCAGAGCAACAGCAAUAGCCACAGCAGCAGCGGGAGCUGCAAUCGGCAGGCGCUCAGCGCCGAGGAGCUGCUGCGUCAUGUGGAGCAGCAGCGUCAGGAGCGAGCGUAUACCGCACAGCUGGAGCAGGUGCUCUGCAAUCGUCGCCACAUGACGCGCGCCCAAAACAAGGAGAAUCAACAGCCGCCGUCUCAACCGCAGCCCAGCCCUGCCGUCUCCUCGUCGAGCGUCUCGUCCAGCCCGCCGGUUAAAUGCGAUCUGGAUCUGGGCAUCGAUUUGCUGUGCUCGCUGGUCAGCAAGCGCAGCCUCAGCCAUCUACAGAAAAAGCAGCUUAUACGCGACAUUGCCAAGCGACUCGCCUGCCUCGAUCUGGCCGCCAGCAGCAGCAGCUGCAACAGUCGCGCCGACUCCAGCCGCAGCUCCAGGCGCAGCAAGGCCGUUAGCCAGCCCAGGGAGCAGCCGUUGCCUGCUGCAAAUGACAAGCUCAAGGAGCCGUCGAGACACAGUCUGCCCUUGCGCAAGGACACGGCGACCAAUACGAGCAAAAGAUGCCUCAUACUCUCGCCGGAGCUGCUGACGCCGCCUGCUGCUCCUGCUGCGUCGCCUCCUGCUCCUGCUGCGCCGCCUGCCGUGCCCGUGCCCGCGCCUAGAACUCGCGUGGGCACGCCCACGCAAUCUCCGCUGCCGUGCAGCUAUGCCUCGACCAGCAGCGGUGCCUCCAACGAGCUGGUCACACAGAAAACCAAUCAACAGACUAAGCCAGCCACAACAGACGAGCAGGCAGCCAUACAGGAGUGGCUGAAUCCGAUGACGCAGAGCGAGAUUGACUACGAGGAGAAACAGCGGAUGCAGCGCGGCCAGCUGGAUGAGGAGCGGCGCACACAGCUGGACUGGAUUGAGACGGAGAUAAGCCGCCUGCGCACGCUGCAGAAUCUACUGAGCAGCGCCGCCAAGGGCGUCAUGCUGGCCCCGUCACCCGAUAAGGGUGUGCGCAUACCCAUCCAGCUAAUGGACGCCAUUGCGGAUGCAGUGCCGCCGCCAGCAGAGGGCAGCGCACUGUCGCCGGCUGCAGUUGUGCGGCGUCCGGCGCCGCCAGCGCCAACAGCAGUACCUCUUCCUCCUCCUCCUCCUCCUCCACCACCACCGCCUCCUGCUCCUCCACUGCCAGCUGCACCGCCUGCCAGCAGGCUGCUGCCGCGCAGCAAAAUGGCGACGCCGGCGCCAAGCCACUCGGGCAGCAGCGAGAGCGUCUGCUCCUUUGUCCAGCAGCGACAGCGCCAGUUCAUGGCCCACUAUCAGAACCAGCAGCAGCAGCGUCUGGAGCAGCAGCAGCAGCUGCUCCUGCUGCAGCAGCAUCAACAGCAGCAGCAACAGCAGCUCAUCCAGCGCCAGCAUCAGCAGCAGCAACAGCUGCAGCAUCCGUUGCAUGCCACAUAUCACAUGCAGCGCCCAUGUCAGCAGCAUCAGGAACAGCAACCACAACAGCAACAACAACAACAACAAUAUAUGCAAAUGCAGUACGCACAGACGACGGGCAAUGUGUACGGCUGCGUAGAUGAAGGCGCCGUCUAUUACCAGGUCGUGAAUUCCCACGGCGCGCCCUGCUACGUGCAGCAUGCCGUCAAGGCGGCAACAGUUGCAACAAAAACAACGACAACAACUGCAGCAGCAGCAGCAGCGGGAGCAGCGGCAACAACAACAACAACAACUGGCUCACAGAACAGCUGCAGGGCGACGAGCUCCACGUCGUCCAUGCUGUGCAUCAGCUCGGAGAUGUCCAUACCCAUGAGCAUGGUGAAUGCCUGCGAGGCGACGACAACGACAACAACAACAACGCAUCAAUACGACGAUGUGGCAUGCCACCAGCAGCUGCAGCUGUGCCAUCGUCGCCGCCUUCACACGCAGCGCAGCACCAGCUCCUCUGGCGCACAACGGCAACAGGAGCAAAAGCAGCGCCAGCAAAUGCUGCAGGUGCGACCGCGUGGCAUUGCGUAUGUCAUACAGUUUAGCGCCAAUGGCGAUGAGAGUGAAAUUCUGCCGGAGUCGCUGUCGCUGCAGGAUCAUCUUCAGCGCGCCCGUCCGCUGUUCUGUGCCCAGUCCAAGCAGCGCAAGGCGAUCCUCAAUCAAAUGCAGCUGCUGCGCAAUGCGCGACGACGCGAACUCGAUCAGCUGAUCGAGAACAGCAGCCUGGAGACACUGGACAGACGGCUGGAACAGCUGCCACCACCGGUUACCUCACGCGUGCGCAUCUUCUCUACGCGGGAGAUGAAGGCCCUGACCAGCAAACGCUGCGAGUUUCUGCCCGAGGUGCUGGCCGCACAAAGUCGCGAGCGCGAGGAGCGUCGUCGUCGCAGCAAUCGCAUCAUGCGCGACGUUUUCAAUCGGCGUCUGCAGCGUCGCGUGCGCCGUGGCAAGCUCUCCCUCAACCACAGUCGCACCGUCAUCUAGUGGAGCGAGGCGUCGCAGCAGCUCAACAAGUGCCACUUUAACACAUUCUAUAUAUAUAUAUAUAUCACAAGCAUGGAUCGAAUAAUAACUGGUUUUAUGCAUGCCAUUGUAGGCUCCAACUGAAAUCUAUUUUCUAGCUUGAUUUAUCUCCAUAAACAUCUAUAUUUUUUUUUUUGGUGUUUUGUCAACUUAUCUAUUUACUAGCAUUUUACACUGUUUGACCAAUAA
Molecule: messenger RNA, 3612 nt
Organism: Drosophila novamexicana
Lineage: Eukaryota; Metazoa; Arthropoda; Insecta; Diptera; Drosophilidae
Product: actin cytoskeleton-regulatory complex protein PAN1-like
Exons: 5
Coding region: 94-3384 (1096 amino acids)
Source: RefSeq, a predicted model, not a curated record